Messenger RNA from Arachis ipaensis, 753 nucleotides. RefSeq names its product two-component response regulator ARR17. Gene Ontology annotation, biological process: phosphorelay signal transduction system; cytokinin-activated signaling pathway. NCBI's taxonomy places the organism in Eukaryota, Viridiplantae, Streptophyta, Magnoliopsida, Fabales, Fabaceae. The record is from RefSeq and is a predicted model, not a curated record.
CCUCUCAUUUCAUUUUUCCCAUUCUCAUUCUCAUUCAUCACGUUUCUCUCUCUUUCUCUGAAUUACUCAUAUAUAGAUACAUAGAUAGAUAUUGCAAGAGACAACAUACAACAUUAUACAUAGAUAGAUCAACAAGAAGAAGAGAUGGAGCUUGUUGAUACUACAAAGAUUCAACAACAACAACAACAUUUUCAUGUCUUGGCAGUUGAUGAUAGUGUCAUUGAUAGAAAACUCUUGGAGAGGCUCCUUAGAGAUUCUUCAUGCAAAGUUACAUGUGUGGACUCUGGUGACAAAGCUUUGAAAUAUCUUGGGCUUGUUGACGAUGAUGAUGAACAUCAAAAUAAUAAUAACAAUAAUAAUAAUAAUAGUUCUUCUUCAUCAACCUCUUCAGAAUCUUCUUCAUUUUCUAAUUCUUCUCCUUCUCCUUCUCCUCAACCAUUACAACAAGAGGGAAUGAAAGUGAAUUUGAUCAUGACGGAUUAUUGCAUGCCUGGGAUGAGUGGCUAUGAUUUACUUAAACGAGUCAAGGGAUCUUCUUGGAAAGAUGUUCCAGUUGUGAUUAUGUCAUCAGAAAAUGUACCUUCCAGAAUCACCAUGUGCUUGGAAGGAGGGGCAGAAGAGUUUCUAUUGAAACCUCUUCAGUCAGAAGAUUUAAAGAAGCUUCAACCCUAUUUUCUGAAACCACUUGAUAAUAAUUCAAGUGAAGAAGGAGAAUCUGCUAAUAGUUCUAUAGAUUCAGACAAUGAAAAUAAU